Impatiens glandulifera is the source of this 654-nucleotide messenger RNA. Its product is annotated as glutaredoxin-C6-like. The record is from RefSeq and is a predicted model, not a curated record. The transcript has a single exon. Bases 42 to 461 code for a protein of 139 amino acids. NCBI's taxonomy places the organism in Eukaryota, Viridiplantae, Streptophyta, Magnoliopsida, Ericales, Balsaminaceae.
ACUCUCCCAUUAUAAUUAACAUAUAACUUUCUUCUCUCUAAAUGCAACGCUGCCGGACGUUAACUGACGGCCGCCGCCGCGUCCGCCUCGAGCUCACCUCAACCUCCACUUCACCACUGGCGAUCGACGACGAAGAAACGGCAGAAACUAGAAUCCGACGUUUAAUAACAGAAAAUCCCGUCAUCAUUUUUAGCCGUCCAUCUUGUUGUAUGUGCCACGUCAUGAAACGUCUCCUCUCCUCCUUUUCCGUUCAUCCCACCGUUAUCGAAUUAGAUGAUAACGAUGAGAUCUCCGCCCUUCCGCCGCCGUCCUCCUCCGAUGGCGCCGCCUCUUCCAUGCCGUCUCUUUUCAUCGGCGGUAACAGAGUCGGCGGACUCGAAAGUCUCAUGGCCCUUCACCUUAGUAGCCAACUCGUACCCAAACUCGUCGAAGCUGGCGUUCUAAGAAAUCCCGCUUAUUAAGGGUAUUUUCGUAUUUUAGAUAAAUAAUAUAUUAUAAUUUUAUUUCCUCUUAAUUUUAUCAUAUUAUUAUUGAAUUGUUAAUAAUUUGGAAGAUGGUUAAUGUAUUGUUAUAAGUGUGAUUAGUCUAUAAUUAUGUUAUUUCUCCUUAAUUAAGAUAAUUGAGGGGUAUUAUUUGUAUCAUUUUAGAUUAGAA